GGCUGUGUUUUUGGAUGGACUGAGUUGUGGGGCUGGCGGUGAGGGACGGUAGCAGCGGUGAUGAUGUAGGAGAUGGGAAUGGCGCCGAUCACGUUGCCCACAAACUCACUUUGGCUCCGAUAGGAAUGCAAGGGGAGCACGGGUUGGGGAUGGGAAAAGGCUUCUACGCCGGGAUUUUGUGGGCGAGGGAGAGCGAGAUGUGGGGCUGGCGGUGACUUUGCCCACAAACUCACGCUGGCUCCGACAGGAAUGCAAGGGACGCAAGUUGGGAACGGGGAAGGCUUGUACACUUGGAGAAAAUCAAACACAAUACAUGAAAAAGAAAUUAAUGGAAAAAAUUUAGAUUGCUGAUGUGGCAUUAGGCAGUUUGUGGGAUCCUUUUUUGGAUCCCUUUGUCGUAGGCAGUACUGAUAAAAAAAAAAUUGUGGUUAAUGGUUCAGCAUAUUAAGAAUUUGCUUUUUUAUGGAGGCCCAUUUGUGUGAGUCUGGGCUCCGUUUUGCCUAAUCGAGGUUCUGCAAUUCUACGCACAGGGUUAUUGAAUCGGAGCAUGGACGGGGGAGGAGAUGUACUGAAUAUAAAGAAGUGGACAGUGUUUUACCCAGUUUACAUCAACUCAAAGAAGACGGUGGCUGAAGGGAGACGGAUAAGCGUGAGCAACGCAUGCGAAAAUCCCACUUGUGCUGAGAUUGCCGAUUGCUGCAGCCAUCUCAAGCUCCCUUUUGCUAUUGAAAUAGAUAAGGCUUAUCCACGCGAUUUCAUGCAAAGAGGGAGAGUGAGGGUAUUGCUGAAAAAGGAGGAUGGGACUCUCUGUAAUCCAGCCAUAUCUUCAAGAAAACAGUUGAUGCUUCGUGUCGCUGAGUUGGUACCUCGGCAUCCUGGGAGGGUGAAGAAACAGGAGCCUGCAUCCACAUCCACUGCUGGACCUUCCAAAUCUGGAAAGGGUGGAAGAAAGAAGAGAUAGAUCCCAUGCUGUGAAUGCUAAUACGAGUUUUCCUUUCAACGUGGUGGCAGGCAUAGGGUUUUGUUAGAUAUUUCUCCAAACGUUCAAACAAGGCAGUUAACUGUAUAACCUUUAAUGGGUUUGCUUGGAACCUUUUUGUUACAUGCUUGAAAGAAAACAAACGACAAUGGACAUUAGGUUUUUAUGAACACUACUACAUUCGAAAUUGACAGGAAUAACCUGAGAGAUUCAAAGGUGUUGUGAAUGAUAUUGUUUUGGCUUUGGCAAA
Molecule: messenger RNA, 1229 nt
Organism: Carya illinoinensis
Lineage: Eukaryota; Viridiplantae; Streptophyta; Magnoliopsida; Fagales; Juglandaceae
Product: signal recognition particle 19 kDa protein
Exons: 4
Coding region: 548-961 (137 amino acids)
Biological process (GO): SRP-dependent cotranslational protein targeting to membrane, signal sequence recognition; SRP-dependent cotranslational protein targeting to membrane
Cellular component (GO): signal recognition particle, endoplasmic reticulum targeting
Molecular function (GO): 7S RNA binding
Source: RefSeq, a predicted model, not a curated record